Momordica charantia (bitter melon) is the source of this 2148-nucleotide messenger RNA. It is a transcript of the gene ARP9, whose product is annotated as actin-related protein 9. NCBI's taxonomy places the organism in Eukaryota, Viridiplantae, Streptophyta, Magnoliopsida, Cucurbitales, Cucurbitaceae. The record is from RefSeq and is a predicted model, not a curated record.
UUUAUUUAUUUUAAUCAGAAAGAAUAAAUCUGCAAUCCGUUACGGCGUUAACGCCGAGUGCCACCGGACGUUAGUAAUUAGCGCUAAUUUGAGGUGCGAUCCUCCCUCGGCUGCGCUGCAGUGUCCUGCGGACUGCAACAAGACCAACGCCUUCGCCAUGGAUUACCUGAAAUCAGUUGUACCUUCGCAACUUAUUUCCGAACGAGGUUCUAAUCUGGUAGUGAUAAACCCAGGAUCUGCACAUAUUAGGAUUGGCCUUGCAUCGCAGGAUGUUCCUUUUAAUAUUCCUCAUUGCAUUGCUCGUUAUACCAAUCAACUGCCCAAGAGAAAUGUUCAAGAUCAGAUGCUUAAUUCACAAGUUACGACUGCGCAGCACAUGGACCGUGAGAAGGCGUAUGAUGUCAUUGCGUCAUUGCUAAAAAUACCGUUUCUUGAUGAAGAGGUUGCUAGCAAUUCUUUCCCACGUAAGAUGGGACGUGUUGAUGGACAUAAUAUGCAUAAUGGCAAGAAGGAUACUGUUUUUUCUUGGACUGAUGUACAUGAGAAGGACCCAACUUUGUCAAUGGCUGUGGAAAGUUCAAGCUCCAAGGAUGUGGACAAUGAGUCUUUGGAUCAGCAUGUAGUUACCGAUUCCAAGGAGCUUAGUUCAAGUGUAAUCAGAUAUAGACAGUUUAUUUGCGGUGAGGAUGCUCUUAAAGUAUCACCCAGUGAGCCAUAUUGCCUACACCGUCCUAUUCGCAGAGGUCACUUGAAUAUCUCACAACAUUACCCUAUGCAACAGGUACUUGAGGACUUGCAUGCUAUUUGGGACUGGAUUUUGAUAGAAAAACUGCAUAUUCCUCAUAGCGAAAGAAACUUGUAUUCCGCUAUUCUUGCCGUCCCAGAAACAUUUGACAACCGUGAAAUAAAGGAGAUGUUGACUAUUGUAUUGCGAGAUUUGCGGUUUGGUUCAGCAGUGGUUCAUCAAGAAGGGCUUGCUGCAGUUUUCGGGAAUGGACUAUCUACAGCGUGUGUUGUUAACAUGGGAGCACAGGUGACAACAAUUAUUUGCAUCGAGGAUGGAGUUGCCCUGCCUGCUACAGCAAAGACGUUGCCUUUUGGUGGAGAGGACUUAUCUAGAUGCCUACUGUGGACUCAGAGGCAUCACCAGACUUGGCCACCAAUUCGUACUGACAUCUUAUCAAAGCCUGUAGAUCUUCUGAUGCUUAAUAGACUGAAAGAGUCGUACUGUGAGAUUAGGGAAGGGGAGGUUGAUGCUGUUGCUGUAGUUCACUCGUAUGAAGAAGGCAGUCCUGCUGGUUCUCAUAAAACAAGACUGACUGCUCUUAAUGUACCACCUAUGGGCUUGUUCUUCCCAAUGCUUUUGGUUCCAGAUGUGUAUCCACCACCACCCCGUGCAUGGUUUCAUGACUAUGAGGAUAUGCUGGAAGAGACAUGGCAUACAGAAUACUCUAGAAGAUCUGAUAUGCCUGAAAAUUUUUAUCCUGGAAUUAACGUUGGUUUCCCAACGUGGGAUAGCUACCCAGUUUAUGCAACUAGACCGAGAAAGGAAGAGAAGGUUGGCCUUGCUGAAGCCAUCACCAGCAGUAUCCUCUUAACAGGGCGAAUUGAGCUCCAGAGGAAACUGUUCUGUAGCAUACAGUUGGUUGGUGGGGUGGCUUUGACAAGGGGUCUUAUUCCUGCAAUGGAGGAAAGAGUCUUGCAUGCAAUUCCUUCAAAUGAAGCAAUAGACACUGUUGAGGUGUUGCAAUCAAGAAUAAACCCUUCUUUCGUAUCAUGGAAAGGUGGAGCGAUUAUCGGAGUGCUUGAUUUCGGGCGAGAUGCUUGGAUACAUCGUGAAGACUGGAUUAACAGUGGAAUUUUUGUUGGAAGUGGCAGAAAAUACAAGGAUUCUUAUUAUCUUCAAGCACAAGCGAUGUGCUACAUUAAUUCCUAGAAGGUGACCUGUUUCUGCUAUUUUCCUACUGAUCAGGAACAGCUCAAAUUUGUUGCCACUAGUGUAAUGGAAGUUGAGCUUACAAUGCUCUAGAACUUGAUAUAACUGUAGCAAAUGUAACAACCUUAAUGUGCACAGUUGUCAUUAUACAGAAAAUUUCUGAGACUUUGUCAUGUUUCUUAUUGCAGAUGAUAAAUUCUUUUGAUUUGUAA